Messenger RNA from Paramisgurnus dabryanus, 1468 nucleotides. Lineage: Eukaryota; Metazoa; Chordata; Actinopteri; Cypriniformes; Cobitidae. The record is from RefSeq and is a predicted model, not a curated record.
AUGGCUCUCCAAAGCGCACUGAGGAGUGCAGCGCGUUCGCCCUCCCCCAACCAGCAAGAAGCUGGACGAACUGCAGUGGGCUGCAGGACCCUGACUGGAGUCGACAUGACGGACCCCGACACCGUCGCUGGGUUCAGUGUUGGUGUUCUGCUGUAUGAGACUUUGGCAUGGAAAGUGAGAAUGCCAUCAGAAAUGCAUGGCCUCCAAGCAAAUCCACAGCAGCCCAUCAUCAAAAUUGAUGGAGGCGCAAAGACCGGUGACAGCAUUACAGUAGCGUGUUACACCUUACACACCUGUCCAUACAGAAAACCAAACAUCAUUCUGAAGGGUAUUGAAGGAUCUGAUAAAAUCAAUGAUGUCGAUAUGAAUGGUCAAUGGAAAACCACUCUGACACGCACCGGUGUUGUGAAGGCUGAACGCUCAGACAUUGAGUGUAGUGUAACACAUCAUGGAGGCAUAACAACAAGAGCUACAAAAUCACAAAGUGCAAAAUGUGUCCAUUAUAGUAUAACCAUUGAACCUAAACUGGCAACAGAUAUCAUAGAGGGUGUUGCAAAGACCUUCACUUGUACCGUCCAGCAUUCCUGCCUGAAGAAUCCUCCGAUCCUCUCCUGGAACUAUGAGAAUAUGCCGGUCAAAGAUGGAAAGAAACAACUUACAGGGUUUGAAUUGGCCACCUUUUCCACCAUAAAAUUUUUUGGGGAAAAGAAUGAUGAUGGGAAGAAAUUAAUCUGCACUACAAAUAUUUCUGGACAGAAAAUCACAGCAUCUGUCAACUUACAUGUACAACAUUUUACAGAACCUCCAAAACCAGUGACGACAGUCCAGAAUAAAUAUUCUACAGAGUCUCCAAAACCUAUGACGACAGUCCAAAAUAAAUAUUUGUUUACAGCGUCUCCAAAACCAGUGACUCCAGUCCAGAAUAAAUAUUAUUUUACAGAGUCUCCAAAACCAAUGACUCCAGUCCAGAAUAAAUCUUUUUCCCUGAUCGAAACUGAUGUGAUGACCUUUGACAUGAAGACAACUGGGCUUUACAUUCUAGCCCCCUCAUUUGCCUUUCUUCUCAUUUGCAUAUUUGCUGGAGUCAACAUAUAUAAGAAGUGUAACAGGUCUUCACCUGCUAAUCCACAAGAAUCACAGCUGGAACGAAGUCAGAGAAAAUCCUGCACUAUUAAGGAUUAUGAAGAUGUUUAUGCCAACAUGGAAAAUCUCAACAUUUAUGGAAACGUCUAAUGAAAAUGCUCUACAUCACCUCUAAAAUGUGCUUAAUACAGUGACUUUUGUCCUUUUCUGUUUUAAACAAACAUAUAUUUUAGUCAAUAUAAAAAAUUCAACUUUAUUAUUAUGUCAUGGAAAAAUAGUAUCAAUAUUUUAAUUACAUGCUGUUUACAUAUAUAAAUUGUAUGCUCUCAUUUGUAUUUGUAUUUUUGUUUAUUUUCUCUAUUUAGGACAGUCAACCCAGUCACAG